Molecule: messenger RNA, 1245 nt
Organism: Spinacia oleracea (spinach)
Lineage: Eukaryota; Viridiplantae; Streptophyta; Magnoliopsida; Caryophyllales; Amaranthaceae
Exons: 5
Coding region: 82-882 (266 amino acids)
Source: RefSeq, a predicted model, not a curated record
UAAAAUUAAUUAGCCUUUUUGUUGAUAAUUUCUCACCACAUACUCAAACAUACAUCAAAUAGAACCAAAAAAUUAAAAGCGAUGAGAAAAAGCGACAUAAAAAUGGAGGUGGCGCUUAUGUUCGUCGGAAUAAUAGUGUUUUUAUCUAUGACAACAUUAUCGGCACAAGAAGGUUUCCCCGGGGAGUGCUGGGAAAGGAUUGAGAAUUGCACGAGUAGCUUAACGCCGGGAGAAAUACAAGAGCAGUGUUGUCCGGUGAUCACCCAAGAGAUAAGCGACGAAAGGGAGUGUUUUUGUGGCGUCAAACCACUUGUUCUUCAAAAUGUUACAAUUGCCGACACGUUAUCUGACUUGCUUACACUUUGUAGCGUCGCUUCUUCCUUUGACACAUUAUGCCCUGUGAAGUUUGAAGAAGCACCAUGUUGGAUAGAGAUCAAUGAUUGCAUCGGAAACAACGUCAACGUUAGUGAAUCGGAGCCACAGUUUGAUCCAUCAAGUCCGAUGUUCAAUGCAACCGAACUCUUAUGCUGCCCCCUCAUACAAAAAGCAGCAAGAAUUGAGAAGCAAUGUUUUUGUAGCGUCAAUACUUUUAUUGAAAAAAAUCCGACGCUUGCAAAAAAUACUACUGACAUCUUGUCUAUCUGUAGCAUUGCCGAUUCCGCAGCUUCUCUUAUCGACCUUUGCGUAGUUGAAGGUCCUUCCCCAAGCCCUGCGCCAACUCCAUUAUUGAGGACUGAAGGGUCUUUAGAAAGCCUUAAAGCUGCAAGUCCUUCAACAGAAGAGAGCAAGACUACAGCUGAAGCAAGUUCUACCAACAAGAUCACGAUAACUGGAUCACUCUGCAUUUUACUUGUUCUCUUGACAAAUGUCUUGUACUACUAGACUAUUACUAAAAUGAUCUAUGGCCGUACCGUAUUCUUUAAUUUUCAAGUCAAAACAACACUUACGUACACAUUAGAAGAUGAUUGAACUAACUUUCCCAACUGAUCGAAUUAUAAUAAUGCGAAUAUUUUUAUAAGUAUGUUAUUUUCACCAUCAUCUACACCAUGCAUGUAUAGUUGUAUACAUAGUCCUACGUAUAACUCUAUGGAUGUACGUAAGGAAUACAAUCUAACCCUUGGAGUAUAGUAGGUUGCGGAUGUAUUAAUAUAUGGAGGAUAAGCCUCCUAGCUUGAAGUCGAACUUUGUAACUUAAACGUACCUUUUAUUUUAAUGUACUCAGCUUGCGUAAAAGAAAAAAAUAAU